Molecule: messenger RNA, 1358 nt
Organism: Anopheles maculipalpis
Lineage: Eukaryota; Metazoa; Arthropoda; Insecta; Diptera; Culicidae
Product: solute carrier family 35 member F5
Exons: 7
Coding region: 36-1358 (440 amino acids)
Biological process (GO): regulation of peptide transport
Cellular component (GO): membrane
Source: RefSeq, a predicted model, not a curated record
CGUGGUUAGACGUGGUGCGUAAGAAAGUGCAAAACAUGCUAAACAAAGCACAAAAGCUAGUGCUCGGAAUAGUGUUACUGGUGCUGGUCGAUAUUAUAUGGGUUUCGUCAAGCGAACUAACCAAGUUCUUGUACGAAAAUGAAAACUACGACAAACCAUUCUUCUGCACCUACUUCAAAGCGUCAAUGUUCACCAUAUACUUGAUAGUGCUCGGGUUGAUAGCGCCAUGGAAGGAAAGCUGCACCAGAAAUGGGAACUACUCGCUGAUGGAUACGAUCGAAGAGGACGAAGGAUACUACGCCAAUGGGACGUCUAGUUUGAGUGAUUCCUCGUUCGUACCCAUCAAAACGGACUCGCAAGUGUCCGGCACGGAAAGCGAUGAUUCUAGCAUACGCAGCGUUCGCUUCAGCAAGGUGGCCGAAGUGCGUGAGAUGUCCCCGCACGAAGCGUCCGAAGCGCUAAUGUCGCGCCUUUCGUAUGCCGCCAGUCUGCGGGUUCAUCGUCAAAAAUCACACCACAAAACAGCCCGUACUGCUUUACUGUUUUGCGUGCUGUGGUUCAUUGCCAACUAUAUGUUCCAGCUGGCUCUGGAACCGAGUGAAACGGCAAUGGUAACGCUGCUCAGUUCUAGCUCGAGCUUUUUCACCCUCAUCCUUGCCGCCAUGUUUCCGUCGUCGUGUGGCGAUAAAUUUACCUUCUCAAAGUGUUUUGCCGUCCUGCUGAGCAUGUCUGGAGCGGUGAUGGUUUCGCUGUCGGAAAUUGAUGAACCGAAAAUGUCACGCGGGAUCGUGCUCGCCCUGCUGAGUGCAUUCUUCUACGCGUCCUAUCUGGUGCUAGUCAAGCGUAAAAGCGACACAGAAGAAAAGAUAAGCAUUCCACUGUUCUUUGGCUUUGUGGGGCUGUGGAAUCUCUUACUAUUGUGGCCAUUGCUGUUUGUGCUAAACUUUUCACAGCUCGAAGUAUUUGAGCUACCGUCGCGAAGACAAUUUAUUGUCCUUUUUGUCAACGGGCUCGUCGGUACGGUGCUGUCGGAAGCUUUGUGGCUCUGGGGUUGUUUUCUAACGUCAUCGCUUAUCGGUACAGUGGCAAUAUCACUCCAGAUCCCGCUAGCAAUGCUGUUCGAUAUGGUGCUACACGGCAAAACUUAUCCGCUCCUAUUCUAUCUCGGCUCACUGCCCAUGUUCCUUUCGCUCGUGCUAGUCGCAUUUCUGGUAAAGUUCGACGACUGUGAUCCACUGCUUAAGUUUGGCAAACUCAUGUACCGACGGUUGUGGAACUGUCGGAAGGCGAACGUCGUACGAAUACCGGACCUAGAGGAGCAGCACGAAUCUCUCAUCGAUGGUAGUCACGAAAAUUAG